GGGGCGGGCGGGGGGCCCGUUGCCGCAGUGACAGUGCUGGGGGAGUCCGAAGAUGGCGGCGUCGCGUCGCUCUCAGCAUCAUCACCACCAUCAUCAACAACAGCUCCAGCCCGCCCCAGGGGCUUCGGCGCCGCCGCCCCCACCUCCCCCACCACUCAGCCCCGGCCUGGCCCCGGGGACCACCCCAGCCUCCCCCACCGCCGGCGGCCUGGCCCCCUUUGCCUCCCCGCGGCACGGCCUAUCACUGCCGGAGGGGGAUGGCAGUCGGGAUCCGCCCGACAGGCCCCGAUCCCCGGACCCGGUUGACAGUACCAGCUGUUGCAAUCCCACCAGUACAAUCUGUACUGUUGCCGCCGCUACCGUGGUCCCGGCAGUUUCUACUUCAUCUGCCGUUGGGGUCGCUCCCAACCCAGCCGGCGGUGGCAGUAAUAAUUCACCGUCGUCCUCUUCUUCCCCGACUUCUUCAUCAUCUUCCUCUCCAUCCUCCCCUGGAUCAAGCUUGGCGGAGAGCCCCGAGGCGGCCGGAGUUAGCGCCACAACAUUGGGGUCUGGAACAGCUGGACCUGGGACAGGGGUCCCGGCAGUGAGUGGGGCCCUACGGGAACUGCUGGAGGCCUGUCGAAAUGGGGACGUGUCCCGGGUAAAGAGGUUGGUGGACGCGGCAAACGUAAAUGCAAAGGACAUGGCCGGCCGGAAGUCUUCUCCUUUGCACUUCGCUGCAGGAUUUGGACGGAAAGAUGUUGUAGAACACUUAUUGCAGAUGGGUGCUAAUGUCCACGCGCGCGAUGAUGGUGGUCUCAUCCCCCUUCAUAAUGCCUGUUCCUUUGGUCAUGCUGAAGUAGUGAGUCUGUUACUGUGCCAAGGAGCUGAUCCAAAUGCCAGGGACAACUGGAACUAUACUCCUCUGCAUGAAGCUGCUAUUAAAGGGAAAAUCGAUGUGUGUAUUGUGCUGCUGCAGCACGGAGCUGAUCCCAACAUCCGGAACACCGAUGGGAAAUCAGCCCUGGACCUGGCAGAUCCCUCAGCAAAAGCUGUCCUCACAGGUGAAUACAAGAAAGACGAACUCCUAGAAGCUGCUAGGAGUGGUAAUGAAGAAAAACUAAUGGCUUUACUGACUCCUCUAAAUGUGAAUUGCCAUGCCAGCGAUGGGCGAAAGUCCACGCCUUUGCAUCUAGCGGCGGGCUACAACCGAGUUCGCAUCGUGCAGCUGCUGCUUCAGCACGGUGCCGAUGUUCACGCCAAGGACAAAGGUGGACUUGUGCCUCUCCAUAAUGCCUGUUCAUAUGGACAUUAUGAAGUCACAGAACUGCUACUCAAGCAUGGAGCUUGCGUUAAUGCUAUGGAUCUCUGGCAGUUUACUCCGCUACAUGAGGCCGCUUCCAAAAAUCGUGUAGAAGUCUGCUCUUUGUUACUUAGCCACGGUGCUGACCCUACAUUAGUCAACUGUCAUGGCAAAAGUGCUGUGGAUAUGGCUCCAACUCCUGAGCUCCGGGAGAGAUUGACAUAUGAAUUCAAAGGUCAUUCUUUACUACAAGCAGCCCGAGAAGCAGAUCUAGCCAAAGUUAAAAAAACGCUUGCUUUGGAAAUCAUUAAUUUCAAACAACCACAGUCCCAUGAAACAGCACUGCACUGUGCUGUGGCCUCCCUGCAUCCCAAACGAAAACAAGUUACAGAACUGUUGCUUAGAAAAGGAGCAAACGUUAAUGAAAAAAAUAAAGAUUUCAUGACCCCCCUGCAUGUCGCAGCAGAAAGAGCUCACAACGACGUCAUGGAAGUUCUGCAUAAGCACGGAGCCAAGAUGAAUGCACUGGAUACCCUUGGUCAGACUGCUUUGCACCGAGCUGCCCUAGCAGGUCACCUGCAGACCUGCCGCCUCCUGCUGAGCUAUGGCUCUGAUCCCUCCAUCAUCUCCUUACAAGGCUUUACGGCUGCGCAAAUGGGAAAUGAGGCAGUGCAGCAGAUUCUGAGUGAGAGUACACCUGUACGUACUUCUGAUGUUGAUUAUCGACUCUUGGAGGCCUCUAAAGCUGGAGACUUGGAAACUGUGAAGCAACUUUGCAGCCCUCAGAAUGUGAAUUGCAGGGAUUUAGAGGGCCGACACUCCACCCCGCUGCACUUCGCGGCAGGCUAUAACCGCGUGUCUGUCGUGGAGUACCUUUUACACCACGGUGCCGACGUCCAUGCCAAAGACAAAGGCGGCUUGGUGCCCCUUCAUAAUGCCUGUUCAUAUGGACACUAUGAGGUAGCUGAGCUUUUAGUAAGGCACGGGGCUUCUGUCAAUGUGGCCGACUUGUGGAAAUUCACUCCUCUACAUGAAGCAGCAGCUAAAGGAAAAUACGAAAUCUGCAAGCUCCUUUUAAAACAUGGAGCAGAUCCAACUAAAAAGAACAGAGAUGGAAAUACACCUCUGGAUUUGGUCAAAGAAGGAGACACGGACAUUCAGGACUUACUGAGAGGGGAUGCUGCCUUGUUGGAUGCUGCCAAAAAGGGCUGCCUGGCAAGAGUGCAGAAGCUCUGCACCCCAGAGAAUAUCAACUGCAGAGACACCCAGGGCAGAAACUCAACUCCUCUGCACCUGGCAGCAGGCUACAACAACCUGGAAGUAGCUGAAUACCUCCUAGAGCACGGAGCAGAUGUUAAUGCCCAGGACAAGGGUGGUUUAAUUCCUCUUCAUAAUGCAGCAUCUUACGGGCAUGUCGACAUCGCGGCAUUACUGAUAAAGUACAACACAUGCGUGAAUGCAACGGACAAGUGGGCCUUCACUCCUCUCCAUGAAGCAGCCCAAAAGGGAAGGACACAGCUGUGCGCCCUUCUCCUGGCGCACGGUGCAGAUCCAACAAUGAAGAACCAAGAAGGUCAGACACCUUUAGACCUGGCAACAGCUGACGAUAUCAGAGCGCUGCUGAUAGAUGCCAUGCCCCCAGAGGCCUUACCUACCUGUUUUAAACCUCAAGCUACUGUAGUGAGUGCUGCUUUGAUCUCACCAGCAUCCACCCCGUCCUGCCUCUCUGCGGCUAGCAGCAUAGAUAACCUCACCGGCCCCUUAGCAGAGUUGGCAGUAGGAGGAACCUCCAACGCAGGGGACGGUGCAGCCGGAGCAGAAAGGAAGGAAGGAGAAGUUGCGGGUCUUGACAUGAAUAUCAGCCAAUUCCUAAAAAGCCUUGGCCUUGAACACCUUCGGGAUAUCUUUGAAACAGAACAGAUUACAUUAGAUGUGUUAGCUGAUAUGGGUCAUGAAGAAUUGAAAGAAAUAGGCAUCAAUGCAUACGGGCACCGCCACAAAUUAAUUAAAGGAGUGGAAAGACUUCUAGGUGGACAACAAGGCACCAAUCCUUAUUUGACUUUUCACUGUGUUAAUCAGGGAACUAUUUUGCUGGAUCUUGCUCCUGAAGAUAAAGAGUAUCAGUCAGUAGAAGAAGAGAUGCAAAGUACAAUUCGGGAACAUAGAGAUGGUGGUAAUGCUGGUGGCAUCUUCAACAGAUACAAUGUCAUUCGAAUUCAGAAAGUCGUCAACAAGAAGUUGAGAGAGCGAUUCUGUCACAGACAGAAGGAAGUGUCUGAGGAGAACCACAACCACCACAACGAGCGCAUGCUGUUUCACGGGUCUCCUUUCAUUAAUGCCAUUAUUCACAAAGGGUUUGAUGAGAGACAUGCAUACAUAGGAGGAAUGUUUGGAGCUGGGAUUUAUUUUGCUGAAAACUCCUCGAAAAGCAACCAGUAUGUUUAUGGAAUUGGAGGAGGAACAGGCUGCCCUACACACAAAGACAGGUCAUGUUAUAUAUGUCACAGACAAAUGCUUUUCUGUAGAGUAACCCUUGGAAAAUCCUUUCUGCAAUUUAGCACCAUGAAAAUGGCUCAUGCUCCUCCAGGACAUCACUCAGUCAUUGGCAGACCCAGUGUCAAUGGGCUAGCAUAUGCCGAGUAUGUCAUAUACAGAGGAGAACAGGCCUACCCAGAGUAUCUCAUCACAUACCAGAUCGUGAAGCCGGAAGCUCCUUCACAGACCGCCACAGCCGCAGAGCAGAAGACCUAGUGAAGGCCUACUGGUAAAAGCCAGAUCGGAUUUAAACCUGGGACUGGAUUACAGUGGAUUGUUUCCAACAAAAGAAAUCAAUAUCCCAUAAAUCCCUGACAGCCUAGAAAUAAGCUGUUUGUCCUUUAUGAAGCAUUGCUAUCGUGAUGGAUACAGUAUGAGUAAUUGAUACACACUCAACUGCUACUGUUCCCUUUGAGGAAAUGUUUACAGGGGCGGCCUUUAACAUAUCUCAGGCUCAUUUUCAUCACAGUUAUCCAUUUCUAAAACAAGAUCACUUUGAUUUUAGACUUAGAAAUGGAGGGAAAGAAACAUAACCAGUGCUCUCUCCCACGUUCACGGUUCACACACUACAUUUGCUUUGUUACGCGUGGCACACGUGUAUAACAAAUACACAUGUCGUUGUUUUAUUUUUUGCAAACAUGCAUUGGCUUUCGUUUUUGGGUCACUAUGAAAAUGAGCCAAGAGCCUUCUUGAUAUUUUGCACAAAGUCGCAUUAACAAAAAUCAUUAGGAAUGCAGCCCAAGCUUCUCGCUAAACAAGAUGCAGUUUCCACUUUUUUGAAACGCGCAUUUGGUUUUAUUUUGUGUCUGUAUUUCUCAUUAACAUAAGUGAAGGUAAAAAAGAAAAACAGCAAGUUUUGGUGUCCUCUUAUGAAUUGGCCCAUCUUAUAAGGGAAAGGCACAACUUAGGAGCUCCAAAGUUCAGAGAAUUAAAAGCCAGAGAGGGCCACUUGCUCCUUCUGACACAGCCUGCUGCAGAGGUGUUCAGGACAGUGUUGGAACGCCAAGACCCAGUCGGCCAGGGAAACCGACCAGGGAGGCCACAAGGGAGGCGCGGCGGCAUUAGGGGAUGUGAGGAGCACAUGACUGUGUCAUUGCAGCCCAGAUGGAUCAAGAGACUCCUCGGAAAGUAAACAUCCAUACCACUGGAAUUGUCACUCCCCCUCCCUGCCCCAAAUUAGCUGCCUUAUUUCCAAAGUCAGUGGAAUUAUUGUACUUCAUUAAAGUCAUAAAAAUAGUACUUUGUUCCUUUAGUUUAGAAAGCUGGGAUUCAGAUCCUGUUCAUUGGACAGCUGUAUACAAAUGCAAAAACUUUUUUGUUUACGCCUGAUUUGGGGUUUAUUUUGAGUGACAUGCUUCAAAUAGUUUAUAAAGAUUCGUGUAUAAAGUUUUGAAACAUUUCCUCAAGCUUCUUCUUCUUGUUUAGACAAGGAGGGAAAAGAGUCGAAGCCAAAGCCCUUUCAGUUAUUUUUGUCGAUGAAGGGGAUAAGGAAAUACCGUACUGUUUUAUUUGUGAAAUUCCUGCUUGUUUGAAUCCGCAUUUGUCAAGUGCACAUUGACACUUACAAAAAAUUCUCCAUCACAGUUCUCACGCUUGCCCUGUUGAAUUGAGUGUAUUCAUUUAUUUACUUGACAUGCUAUGCAUCUACUCUGUUUAGAAGCAAAAAUAACAUAGACAGGGUGGAAAAAUAGGAGAAACACACAAACUUGACAUUUCAACUUAAAGAGCUGAAAACUAAUUUGGGUUUUGUUGGUUGGGUUUUGUUUUGUUUUGUUUUUUAAUUUAGGCUGAUUAAGCUGUGAUCACCCUUAAUUUCCUGAAGUGAAACAAAAUGGUUACAUGAAAUUUUCUAGAAAUAGGCUCUUAAAAUAUAUAUUUAGCUUUCCUUUUUGGCUUGAAUUCACCGCUAGAACUAGGCAUCCAGACUAGGUUGAAUUUUGUAGCUGAAUCUUGCAUGGGUCCUCCAAAUUAAAUCAAGAAUCAGCCUCAAUUGUUUCUUCUAUUGAAGUUUCAGUGAUCCAAGCUGGGUGUUUGUGUUCUGGCUACUGGUUUAAUAGCACUAGAAAUCCAUAUGAAGCUUUGAAACCUGAUAUUCACUAAGUGGGCUUUUUUUUUUCUCUCUUGUUUUUGCUGUGUGUAACAAAGGGUUGAAGAAGUUGCCAUCUGUGUAGUUCACGGUAGCCAUGAAGUAUGCAUUACUCACGCCCCUCCCCAGACAUAGUUGAAUAUGGUAAACACGGUUGUGAUUUUCAGUUAAGUAAAAAGGUUCAUAUGGCUAGAUAUGGAAAGCUUUAUAGCUUCAUUAAAAAGAUAAACCACUACCCAGCUGUGGCUGUACGUUGUUUCCAUCAUACUAACUAGAUGAAUGGAUGUGCCAGUUUUAAACUUGGGCCUUACACUUGAGAAGUUAAACUGUGGUUCAGUCUUUAACUGCCAACAUGAUGUGUCUGAUGUUCUGUGUGCUGAGUAAAGGUGCUGUGUUAGGAAGACACUUGUGGUGCUUUUUCUCUUACAAUGGUUGACGUGUAUGGUAGUCCUUGAAAGAAUGUGUGUGUAUUAUUCAUCUGCCUAAGACUGGGUUAAUGGAUAUAUCAAAAGAGCCAAAUGCAUUUUUUUUUUCAGGAUUUGAAAACCAAAGGUCACCAUGAGUGCACUCAAAAGUUAGCAAAAGUUGAUUACGUUUGGAAGUUUCCUAGCAAUGUGAAGUACCCUUUGCAAUAUAAAAGCGUGGCAUUAAAUUAGGGUGAAAUUCAUUUACUGUUUUGUAUAUGUGCUGUGUGGAAACACUAGCAAGUUGGGAACUUGAGUACAGCCUCCCUGAUGUGGCCCCUCAGCUUCCCACAUCACAUAAAUGGGAAUCUGAGCAUCUCUGCCAGCUUGACUGCAGUCACAAAGCCAAAGGGCUUCUCUAGACCUGAUGGCUCCAGUUUGCCAGGCAUUAGCCAACUGGAUACUUGUGUCAGGUGUAAACUAAUGUGCCCUAGAUGAGACACUUUCUCCUUGGACUUGACCCCCUGCCCUUUACCCCAGAUUGCUGGUCUGGAAUUUAAAUUAGCUCUGACAGUGACCUUGGACGCCACUUUCCUCCUUUCUCCAUCUUGGGCCUUACAAAAGGAGACAAGGUCCCUCUCCAGUUUCCUGUCACAACCCCAGAUGGGUAUCAGGCCUCCCGCUCUUUGCUCAGAAGAUGCCGCCACCUUGUUGACAAAUGAUAACAUGGAACCCAGAGGUUUAAUUCUAUGCAAAAUAAUAGCAGCACAACCAGGAUUCUUAUUUUCCUUUUCCUUCUUGGAGUUUGGAAUUCCUAGCUUUUCACGCAACAUGGGUUUAUAAAUAAACACUAUUAGGAUGUUUUCCUGUACUAGGCAGUGGCUGGACUGAAGUGUAUUGAAAUAUACAGAGAAAUACCUGUUUGGGCAAGCAAAUAAAGUAAAACAGGUUAACAUUGUCUUGUUAUAGCUGUUACACAAAAAGUACAAUUUUGACGGAUGCUGGAAAGCAGCGUUAGAAUGCAAUAAGCUGUCCAGGUGUGUCUGCAUUUCAGUGUGUCAGUUGCACAAAGGGUUACUGGACAUUGCUCCCUCUCCCUGUCUGGAUUCCUAUAAACGGCCUUGCAAACAGAAGUGUGUAUUUUCCCCUUUCCCCCGGGGUGCUCACACCCCAUCUGUGCGGAUAUGUGACAACUCGCCUCCUCACCGUGUUUUCUCCUGGACUCAUUAUCUUGCAUAGCUCUAUAGACUUUACUCAUUCAGCAGCCUCUCACAACUGACAUUAAAAUAGGAUUUCAUGCGUCAGAAAUGUAUUUAAGGACUGAAAUUAAAUUUGUUUGAUGUCAAAUCAAGACAGAGAAAUGAAAAGAAAGUAAUUGGGGACGUAAUAUUUGAGCUAUUGUUAGACCCAUGUAGCGCAGGAAAAGGGAAUAAAUACCCCUCGCAAAGGCGAGACUUCUGCAGAUCACUUGCGUAUUCCGCAAUGAAUAGAUAAUUAAAUUCUCCUUCCGAAGAAAGCCUUAACUAUGGCAGAAACUUUUAACCUUUUAUGUGUUAACAAAUAAGACCUUGUCGUUCCAUUUCCUGCUGUCUGAAAAGGGUCAGUGAGUGCAGUAUUUCAUACUUGUUAAGCUUCUUUUACGAGGGUGUAUUUCAGAAGUAAUAUUCUCAUACCUGCAACAGGGCUAGGAAGAGUCAAUCUUUUCCAGUUUCUAUAUAUCUAAAAUUCCUCCGCUAGAGGAAUUCUGGUUUGGCAGUUCUAGAAAGAGUUCAAACCCUGUGAAGUUGUGUAUGUGAGAACACAGCAACAACUGUCACUAACAGGGAAAAUUAGGUUGAUAGGAAAGCUGUUUUUUAGUCAUUUUAAAAUACAAAUAUAGUGUGAUAUUAAAAGUGAAAACAUUUAGGAAGCUUAAGAUUUCAUAUACUCUGUAAGACCAAGCAUGGUCCUGGUGUGACCAAUUUUAUAAGUCAGCCAGAGAGUUCUGCCUCCUUUGAAAUAACAUUUAUAUGGUAAAGACGAUUAUGAUGGCAUUUUUUGACUUUCUUUUCAUCACUUUCUCUUUUCUGUUUUCUACAUUACUCUUCCACACCUGCCCUGCCACCCAUUCUUUCAAAGACAGUCUCUCCUGCUUCAGAACUUAGGAUGUUGGGUUAGAUUUUAUCUGUCUACCCGUUUCUCCUGCAGCCCUACAGUCACAGGGAAACUUUGGACUCUGGCAGUAGGAUGGCCCUCUCCCACCUCCGUGCCCCUCCCAAAGUUCAGGAUAAAGAGCUAAGAUGAUAAAAGUGGCAAAGUUAGGAAGGAACGGAAAUCUUUGAAGCCUAGAAGAUGACCUUGACUAGGUAGCCCGUUGUAUUGUACUCGACCCAACACAUGAAACUCUUCAACUGCGUCUAAUACCUGCUUCUGCUCCCAUUGUUUCCAGCUCAUCUUAUCUUUGUGGUGGUAAUAUUUGUCUUUGAUACUUACGAACAAAAAAGGUACUUUUAUCAAUACAUGUCUCAAAAACAUUUACAAAACCAGCUUUGAGGAAAUGGGGACUGUUUGCUGGUAACAGCAUUUGAAGUGGCAACUGUGUUUUCUCACUGUGAUGUUGGUCUGUGUAAGUAACCAGUGUGGUGACUCUUCGGUUCACUGUUGGUGUUGUUUUUCUUUUUAGUCUCUGUGUGACCCACCACCGGUGACAGGGGGUUCCAGUCCCCUCCCCUUUCUUCUUUGCAUCUGUCUAUUUGUAGGAUUGUCAGAUGAAAUACAGGAUGCCCCGUUAGAUGUGAAUUUCAGAUAACAGUUUUCAGCGUAAGUAUGUUUCAUGCAGUAUCUGACACAUACUUAAGUGAAAGCCUUCAUUAUUUGAAAUUCAAAUGGAACUGAGCAUCCUUGGUUUUUGCUUUGUUUUGUUUUUCUAAAUCUGGCGAUCCUGAUUUGUUCAUGAAAAAUCACUUUAUAGCAUGUAAAUUCUUCUGGCUUCACCUUUCACCUGAAAUAGAAGUCCUUUUUUCCCUCACCUUCUACUUCGUUCCAAAAGAGGGCAUCAAGGAACUUAACCUGCCUGCACGGUGGGUUUCUAUUUAAGAGAUUUUUGUGAUUAUAUUUAACCUGUAAUUGUGCUUUGGCUUAAUGUCUAACUUACACUACUUGUAAUUGAUUAAUAUUCAAUAAAAACAUUUUUAAAGUA
Otolemur garnettii (small-eared galago) is the source of this 9485-nucleotide messenger RNA. RefSeq names its product tankyrase (gene TNKS). Gene Ontology annotation, molecular function: protein binding; NAD+ poly-ADP-ribosyltransferase activity. The coding region runs from base 53 to 4033 and encodes 1326 amino acids. The transcript is spliced from 27 exons. Lineage: Eukaryota; Metazoa; Chordata; Mammalia; Primates; Galagidae. Gene Ontology annotation, cellular component: nucleus; cytoplasm. The record is from RefSeq and is a predicted model, not a curated record.